AUGCAUCACGACUUACUUUGGACCGAGCUAUGGGCGGCCUUGACGCUUGGUAGUUCCCAACUGCUGGAGCCACUCCUGGAACAGCCCCUGAAACGUUUGAGUUCCACUGCAGAUGGCCAGGAACGUUUGGCAGAGACCGCCUUUGAGAGGCCUGGACUUGACGCUGCUGAUAUUCUUGUUGAGAAGUUUGACGUCUCGGGUCCGGGUUCACGUUUGAAGCUUGCUGGAAUCCCUGAGGGUGAAAAGGACGAAGCUGCGGCAGAUACGGGUCCUGGGGUAUGCCCGGCGAACGACCUGCUACGCCCUGAGGAGCCAUAG
This is a messenger RNA of Colletotrichum spaethianum, 318 nucleotides long. RefSeq lists its product as uncharacterized. The transcript is spliced from 2 exons. The record is from RefSeq and is a predicted model, not a curated record. NCBI's taxonomy places the organism in Eukaryota, Fungi, Ascomycota, Sordariomycetes, Glomerellales, Glomerellaceae. The coding region runs from base 1 to 318 and encodes 105 amino acids.